ACACUGCAUUCACUGAUGCUGAUUCCAGCUCAGUGCCAGAGGAGACGACAGGUGCUUCGUUCUGCUCUUCUAAAAUGCGCAAAACGGCGAUUCUUACGUCGUAAACUGACACUUUGAAUCUCGAAUAGGAUGUGAGAGAAAGCGUGCGAUCGUUUCCACCGUGGGAAAAGAGCGUUUACAGCGCAACGAUGCUUCAUUGUGCGCUUCAUCAUCAUGUCCAGCGAGCACUCAUCUGUUCUCUUCUUCUCUGCGUGACGAGGACGGUCCUGAUGACGCGCUCCUCCUCUCCAACAUCGGAUCUCAAAUCCCAAAUAUCCGGCGUGGAGGAACUGAUGGAGGAGUUCCUCAAGCAGCUCCAGCAGGAGCCGGGCCCGAGGGGGGACGCGGGGGACGGGGACCGCUGUGUCAGGGGCUUUCAGGCGCAGGAGGAGCGCAUCAUCCGCGCCAGCGCGUCCAUCGAGCAGGGCGGCGCGUUCCUGUCCGCGCCGCAGCGCGUGUUCAGCUGGAGGGACUGCGUGCACGCCUGCUGCGCGCUCCCGCAUUGCACUGACGCCAUCAUCCAGGAGGAGCUCACGCAGCCGGACGGCAGUCUGCGCUGUUACCUGUUCAACUGCACCUCCGGGGGCAGGAGUGUGUGCUCGUUCUCCUUCCAGCCGGGCUUCAGCACCUACAGCCGGGCAGACAACAGCACCAGAGCCCGCGAGCCCCCGGGGGGAGACCCCUCUGCUGCACCGGGCCGUCCCGACACUGCAGCCGGGGGGGGACCCGCUUAUGGGAUCGGGGAGGAGGAGUCCCUAAUGCAGGGUGUGGAUGAGCCGCCCCGCAGCGACGCGGGUCAGGAUCUGGUGGUGCAGCUGCCGACGGACUGGGCGGUGCUGGACGGCAGAGACAGCACCGAUGACCAGCGCAUCACACAGUAUGACUGGGCUCUUGUGAAAGGAGACCCCUCCGUUAGAAUGAAGGUGUCUCACCCAGGCCUGCUGAAACUCAGCGGUCUCAGAGAAGGGAUUUACACGUUUGAGAUCACCGUCACCGACACCGCGGGACAGAAGAGCUCUGACAACGUGUCGGUCAGUGUGCUCGCCCCUGCUCCAAACGCUCAAGUGUGUACAGGUCACUGUUCUCGGUAUCAGUUCAUGUGUGAUGAUGGCUGCUGUAUCGACAUCGGUUAUGCCUGCGAUGGAAAGCAACACUGCCCUGACCGAUCAGAUGAAGAUUUCUGCCAAAACUUUGAUGCUGGUCACAAGUCCAACCCCUUGUCUAAACAUGGGCCAGAUAUACAAAACACUGAAGCAGGAGCGCAGACGCCAUCAGAGAUACAGCUCACUGACAGCCCUAAACCUGCACAACACCAACAUUAUGGCUUCAGCAACCAAGAUCCCUGUGCAGCGCCCCCAGUGGCCGGCCCGUGUAAAGGGGUUUUCCCGCGCUGGUAUUAUGAUCCUGAAACGGGAGACUGCCGGCACUUCCAGUACGGCGGCUGCAAAGGAAACCACAACAACUUCCUCCAGAAGUCUGAUUGUGUGAAUGAGUGCAUUCAGAAACCAUCAGUAACAGAACAUCAGGCCACUGGAGCUCCAUUACCCAGCAGGACAAUAUACACAUCUGCCGUAGCCUCGGCCCGUGAGGAAGAGCUGCAGAGUCCUCUCGUGGAGCCGCAGAACUCCCUGCCAGCGUCUGAAGUACACCGUGAGCUGGAGGGACACCCGGCCCCUGAGUCAGGUGCAGUCCUCCCGCUGGCGUUGGGUCUGAUCAUCAGCGCUCUGCUCUUGCUGAUGGCCGGCUGCAGACUCUGGCUUGUGCGUCGCAGACUGAAGAAAGCUUUGCCUCUCACCACAGAAGAGUCCGAUUACCUCAUCAAUGGCAUGUAUCUGUAGCAGAGCCGCCACCUGUCAAUCAACCCUCCAAUCUGAUGCACUGUUUGUGCAUGAGUGUGUGUAGUAGCGGAUACAUUAGUUGUGAAAAGAGUGUAAAGCAGGAGUAUCAGCCCUGCUCAUGAUGCCCCAGCCGUG
Rhinichthys klamathensis goyatoka is the source of this 2012-nucleotide messenger RNA. RefSeq names its product low density lipoprotein receptor-related protein 11 (gene lrp11). The record is from RefSeq and is a predicted model, not a curated record. The transcript has 9 exons. Bases 189 to 1877 code for a protein of 562 amino acids. Gene Ontology annotation, molecular function: serine-type endopeptidase inhibitor activity; protein binding. NCBI's taxonomy places the organism in Eukaryota, Metazoa, Chordata, Actinopteri, Cypriniformes, Leuciscidae.